GAACUCUCCCCAAAAAAGAAAAAGGAUGUGCUCCACCAUGUCACACGCAAAACCUACGACAGUGUGAGACACACGCUCAUCCACCCGCCAGCCUCGGAAAACCACAAUACGAUUAUUCUGUUUGAUGGGUAUCUAGUAGCUGCAGGUCAUAUCACCACACUGUAAUGAGUCAUCUUAGACAACAUGAGUAGGAGGUUUCCUGGUUUAUCCGCUGUCCUCUCCUUUUUAUUACGACUGAGUAAUGUCUUUGGUAUGUAGACACACACCGCCAUGACGCCUGGCUAGAGAGAACAAGAAGAAUCGUGUCGGUCACCCUGUUCUCGUGUUGUGUCGGGACCUUCCCCUUGUGACGUUGACAUCGACCCUCGUUAUCUCUACGAGCGCCUUGUGUUGUGCUGAAGUAGUCCACGCACCCUGGUGCAGGUGCACGCCGCAGGUAAGGUUGCAGCAAGCCUGUGUUACUUCGCACGAAACACAACCAACCGUGGGGCCGGCCAACGGCGUACAUCAAGCGUCUGGACGCGUGUGUGUGGGGGAACACCAAGCAACAGCGACGAUCUGUGUUUUCCAGCUGAGACUGUACACUGACCUUUAACCCUUCGCCUGCUGUUGUACCUGUAUUGACACACCGGUGUACAACGACAAGCCAGGUGCGCAAAAUUGAAAAGGCAGAUGAAUCUGUGACGGAACAACAGAAAGUGACAAAAGGAGGAGGAUAUCCAGGUGAUAACUGAAGAUUGGAACUCAGGUGACUGAAUACAGGGAGGAUGGCCUGGGCAGCUUCAACCAUACUUCGGCUUUUGAUUACCAUGCUGGGCACACUAGCGCUGUCAGAUGCUGAAGAAAUCCGAGUUCCCCCGUCUAUCGUGUCACCAGAAGUGCCUCGGAAGUCAGUUUACCCAGAAAAGAGUAAGGUGGAAGUGAAAUGUAGUGCCACUGGAGUACCAGCUCCUUUAUACAAGUGGACGUGGAAUGGAAAUGACAUAAACAUAAACAAUCAGUAUUUCACAGUCAGUGCAACAACAGGACUCCUGACAAUCCCCAGCCUCACUACAAGAGAAGAAGGCUUGUUUGUGUGUUAUGCCAGCGUUACCUUUACUAAUGGGAUGACAGCCACUGGUGCUUCUGCAUCACAAGAAAUCCGAGUAGGCCGUAUAGAAGACUUCAUAAAAAGGCCUCUUGAAUCGUACAUUGGUAGAGAAGGAGACUAUGCAUAAUUCAUUGUGACAAAAUCUUCCAGUGUACUAUGGAGACGUGACUUUCAAGUGGUACACAGUUACAGGUUCAGUAAAUAGUGAAGUCGGGAUAAAUGAACGAAUUUUCAUUGACCAAGCAGGCAAUUUGCACUUUUCUUACCUACUGAGGACAGAUCAGAUGACCGGAGGCACUCUGUACAAGUGUGCAAUCUCUAGUGUUACGGGUAGUGUCAUCAGACUUGGUAAUGAAAACAGCCUGAAUGUCACAACCGUCACACCCAUUCCAAACUCCGCACCGAAACUUCAGUAUAAUACAUCCGGCUCAUUCCUCACUGUGGAAAUUGGGAAUAAUGCCACACUUGAGUGCAUCUUCAGCGGAUACAUUGCAAGCAGCAUCCCAUCAGAGAUUGUUCCCAAAAUCACCUGGUUUGACCAGGAAGGACGAGCCAUCACACAAGGAGGUCGCUAUGAUAUUACCGCAAAUGGCCAUGCUCUUACAAUUAUUAAUGUGACAGAAGAUGAUGAGAAAACCUACCGUUGCAGAGGAUUCAAUUCACUUGGGUUACUGCUGAAGGAAGCCUGGCUCUCAAUGUUACAUCACCUCCCAUUUGGGAUACAACAUUUGAAGUCAGUGACAGCUGUAGAAGGGAGCGAUGCUGUGUUUACUUGUAUCACCCGAUCUGCAAAGGGUGAACAGAGCCCCAAUCAGCCACUUUGGGCCCUGAAUACAAAACAACUGGGCUCCACCUAUGAUCCCAACAAGUACCAGUUCAAUGCUAACAAAACUACACUGACAGUCAAGUCUGUUAACAAGGAUACAGACAUCGCCUGUUUCCAGUGCACUGUGGCUAACAGUGUUGGCAUGGUUCAAAAUGAUGGCUGUGUCAAUGUCAUUAAGCCAAUUGAGAUCAAAGUAAGACCAGAAGCUCAACAGUCACUUCAGCAAGAUGAAGUGGACCUGACUGUUGUGGCCUCCACAGACCCACUCUAUGCACCUAACAUGACUUACUCCUGGAUCUUCAAAAAUGUGACUUACACUGGUAACAAAGCUCCACCACAUGUAACCUAUGACCUUGUCAACAACCGGGCUUACAUCAACACCUCUGGACUCACUGAUGAGAAGUUAGAGGAUAUUGCUGGUCUUUACCGCAGGGUUGUCGCCCAUCCAUUUCAAACGGUGUAUGUCGACGUUACUGUGACGACAGAAGCUGUAUCUGAAACCGUUGCUGCUGCUUCUUUCGACUUCUGGAUCAUCGGUCUUAUUAUUGGCCUCAUUAUCAUCAUCAUUGUCAUCUUACUCAUCAUCUAUAUCAUAUGUCGCCGGAAGAUGCUAGAAGGAACCUACCCAGUUGACAAGAAGGAGACAGCUGCUGGGCAUGACCCAGAAGAACUGAAGGACAGUGGUUUCCACGAGCUGUCUAGAGCUGACUACGAUGAACACCCCGAGAAAAAGUCACAGGUAAACCUUAAGUUUGAAGACAUACCUGAUGGAGAGGGCGAUGAGGAGAGCUUCUCUGAGUAUGGCGAGGAGCCGACGAAAUUUAACGAGGAUGGAUCUUUUAUUGGUGUCUACGCUGAUGACACGAAGAAACCUCCACAACACCUUACCUCCACAGAAUCACUUGUGUAAAGCAUCAUUCAGAAUGAAGGAGUAUACAAAGGUUUGAGGAUGUGUGUUGAUGGUACAAUGAGUUCUGUUCUUUUGUGUUCAGAAGACUAACUGUUUGUGGAACAGGUACUGGAUAAGCAUAGCUUCAAGAGCAUUAUUAAAUAAAAAAUUAUGUCCAGAUAGUUACAUGAAAUGUUUUUAAUCAUUUUACUUACAUUGUUCUUCAUGCUUACAUUCGCAUCAAGGUAGUUUUGAUUUUUUACAAUGAAUGAAUUGAAAAGGGUGGGAGAUUUUUCUGAAAUCUUUCAAGAAAAUACUAGGAUUUUAUAUUGCUAAAAUGUACUUUUGUAAUGCUACUGCCCUGUAGACAAAGAGUGGUAAGAAUGAUGUGUGCCUUUUUAUGUAUUGUGUAAAGUCAUCUCAUCUUACGAAAUGUCCUCAGUACAAUCAACCAUUGUUUGAGAUUGGCUUAGGUAUGUACAAGGAUGUCUGACUCAUUUGUUGUGAAGAAGAUAUGCAUAUGCCUGUUCAUGCUUACUUUCUUAUAUCGUGAUGCAAGUUUAAUAGUUUUAUUACAUUUUCUGUUGUAGUCCAAUCUUGUUAGUUUUUUUCCCGCUUGACUUUUGUCUCGGUGUCUCUCUCUCUCUGUAAGAUGUUUAACCAGUAAAUACACACUGAUUGGGUUUUUAUAUGAAAAAAGGCAGCCAAAUAAUGAAAUGUUGCACAUUAUAAUUGAGUUGUGUUGAUUAACAAACCAAUAAGGAAAACUGUUACAGCAUCUGACUUUUUUGAGUAUCGGAUACUUUGUUGCAGCAGUUAAUUUUGAUGACUUUUUUAUGUAUAUAAAGGCACUUCUCGGCAAUUCUUCAAUGUAAAGGGAGUACUUAGUUGACAGUUCUUUGGGCUGCAUGUCGGAGUCUUCAGCUUUAAUAUUUUAACACAAAUAAACUUGCUCUCGAGACCGAAGCUUGAGCCAAGAGGGCAAAGACUCGGGAGAAACAUUGGAACAUUAGGGCUAGAGAAUCUUGACACAAGGAGCUGGUCAGCGACAGUUGACAGUUGGGACUGCCAGCGGCCAUCAGGAAGACACAGGGACUCUUGACCAUGACAUGUUACCUGUGAGAGAUAGAAGUUCAAACUCAUGGCCAGCAAUAGGUCGCCAUUCUUAAAGGAGAAGGUCCACAGUCCAACGCACCGAACAGGGGAGUGAGGGGGAACUAAGGCUAUAUAUAAAUCACGGGAAAAAUAUACCCAAUAAUUAAUUAUUGUGUAGUAAACAGCUAAAGACUGUAGCAUCCAUAUCCAUUUGCGAUUUUUUGCCAACAGCUUUUAUUUUUAAGUGAAUCUACUACGGUUUACUCAAGUACCAUGAUAAAACAAGGCUCUAAUAAUAAAGGGUAGUGAAAAAAUGGAUGUUUUACAAAACUUUUUUCAGGGUUCUAUCUUGAACAUUCUUCUCUCAUUGACAGACAGAAUGACCAUGCAUUUUAUUUCACUCAUAGCGCAGGGGUUUCCCCUCGAGUUCUAAUCUUUUUUUUCUGUAUGUACGUUCUUUGUUAUGGAGAGUUUUAUUUGAACACUGUAUUUUCACACCAUGUAUCAACGACAGGUUGCAUUGAUUUUCGUUAAUAAAUUUUGCUUAUUUUUAGAAAAA
Molecule: messenger RNA, 4459 nt
Organism: Pomacea canaliculata
Lineage: Eukaryota; Metazoa; Mollusca; Gastropoda; Architaenioglossa; Ampullariidae
Product: neogenin-like
Source: RefSeq, a predicted model, not a curated record